AUGAUCUACAUGGAACCCUUGGCACUGGGCUGGCGUCCACUGGCGACUUCGUGGCUCCAAACCAUGCCAGAGGCUCUUGCCACCGGCGGUGGACGUGAGACCCUCGAGUGUCUCUUUGAGUGGUGCUUCGACCCCUGUCUGGACUUUGUGCGACUGCAAUGCAAGCAGAUGACUCCCGUCAGCCCAAUGUCACACAUCGUCUCCACUCUAGGCUUCAUUGAAAUGAUGGUUUUCGACAAGGCCCGCGAGGAGGAUGCCAUGGACAAUCGCUACCUCAAGGGUUGGUCCUACGCCUCCCUACUGUUUGGUAUCAUCUGGGGCAUUGGUGGCUGCCUGGACUUUGCCAGUCGGAUCAAGUACGAUGCCUACGUACGCCAGCUGUUCAUGAACCAGAUUGAAGAACUGCCCGUGCCGGAAUGCGUGGGUGGGCGCAUCGAUUUUAUGAUGUCGGAAAGUGGCCUAGUCUACGACUACUGGUUUGAGUUCAAGAGCCGUGGUGUCUGGCGCCACUGGAACGAAUUAACACGCGGCUUAAACAAAUUUGAGGGCAUGGAAAUCAGGGAUAUUAUCGUGCCGACCAUGGAUACCGCGCGCUACAAAUACAUCCUCGACACCUGCCUCACCUUCAACAGGCCCGUCAACUUUGUUGGCCCUACUGGUACGGGCAAAUCUGCCUACGUGCAGGAGAAGUUGAUUCGCGAUAUUGACAAGGAGAAGUACACCCCCUUCUUCAUCAAUUUCUCCGCCCAAACUAGCGCCAAUCAGGUGCAGAAUCUCACGAUGUCAAAGCUAGACAGGAGACGCAAGGGUGUGUAUGGUCUGCCCAUGCAGAAAACUGCCGUCUUCUUCAUUGACGAUAUGAACAUGCCCCAGAAGGAGGUGUACGGAGCCCAACCACCAAUCGAACUCUUGCGCAUGUUCAUGGAUCACGGAUAUUGGUAA
This is a messenger RNA of Dibothriocephalus latus, 942 nucleotides long. The record is from the annotation of a GenBank genome assembly. Lineage: Eukaryota; Metazoa; Platyhelminthes; Cestoda; Diphyllobothriidea; Diphyllobothriidae.